Molecule: messenger RNA, 837 nt
Organism: Castor canadensis (American beaver)
Lineage: Eukaryota; Metazoa; Chordata; Mammalia; Rodentia; Castoridae
Gene: Gpr78
Product: G protein-coupled receptor 78
Biological process (GO): adenylate cyclase-activating G protein-coupled receptor signaling pathway
Cellular component (GO): membrane
Molecular function (GO): G protein-coupled receptor activity
Source: RefSeq, a predicted model, not a curated record
AUGGGCGCGGGUGAGGUGCUGCUGCUGGCCGGGCUGCUGGUGCUGCUGGUGUCCGUGUCGCUGCUGUCCAACGCGCUAGUGCUGUUCUACUGCGCCUACAGCGCCUUCCUAGUGCACCUGUCGCUGGGCCACCUGCGAAUGGCCGCGUUGGACAUCUCCUUCACGCUGCUUGGCGUGCUGCUUGGGCGGCCGCCGUCGGGGACCGGCGUGUGCCAGGCCGUCGGCUUCCUGGACACUUUCCUGGCGUCCGACCCUGCUCUGGGCAUGGCGGCGCUGAGCGCGGACCAAUUACUGGCGGUGGACUUCCCUCUGCGGUACGCCCGGGCGCCUGCGACCUUGCGACUCCGGCUGCUACUAGCCUACACAUGGGGACACUCCCUGGCCUUCGCGCUCACCGCGCUCGCCGGCUCCUGGAUGGGCUACAGCAGCACCUUCGCACCCUGCUCGCUGCGACCCUAACCAGAGCGCCUGUGCUUCGUCGCCUUCUCCACCGCGCUCCACGCCGCCGCCCUGCUCAGUCACUCAAGGUGAUGUGGGUGGCGCAGCCACUGCUGGCGCAUUGACAUCAUCACAAUGCAGGCGCUUGUGCUGCUGGUGGACCUGCACCCCAGUGUGUGGCAGCACUGGCUCAGUGAACAGAAGAGGCGCUGCUGGCGAGCCACCAGGAAGAUUGGCCCCAUCAUCGGGUCCUUCAUUGUCUGCUUUGCCCCCCAUGUGGUGAACAGGGGCCUGGGGAAGAUCCCGUACAAAGGAUCUAGAGCCAUUGUCCCAUGUCAUGAUGAUGGCUGGCUGGAUCUGUGUUUCUGCGUGGAGGGUUUUGGGGAUUCUCAUUCAUGA